Thlaspi arvense is the source of this 1191-nucleotide messenger RNA. The record is from the annotation of a GenBank genome assembly. Lineage: Eukaryota; Viridiplantae; Streptophyta; Magnoliopsida; Brassicales; Brassicaceae.
AUGGCUGUUAUCUCUGAAACUUCCGACAACUCCAAUGGCAACGAUCGAGACCCAAACAAGAAACCGCAACAACUCCGCAAGAAACCCAAAAAAGUACAGAAGAAAGUUUCUGUAUCACUUCCCGACGACCUCACCGAAGAAUGCUUAGCGUAUGUUGGGAGAUGUCAUUACCCGAAUCUGUCUCUCAUCUCCAAGACCUUUCAUCGUCUCAUCUCUUUGCCGAAAGACCGUCCCAUCUCUUUGCCAAAAGAUCGUCCCGUAUCUUUGCCGACUCUCUACAAAACGCGCUCCAUUGUCGGCCGCACAGAACCCGUUAUGUACGCAUGCAUAGGAUCCCUUCUUUUCGGAAGCCCUAGCUGGUAUAUCCUUCAUCGAGUACCCUACAAGAACAUGCCCAACACGGUUUCUCUGCGGCUGCGGAAAAUCGAGUCUCUCCCUCCCAUGCCUUGGGGAUCUGCUGUCGUCACGAUCGGGUACGAGAUGUACGUGAUGGGUGGAUGCGUGAGCAAGAAACCCACAAAGACGGUGAUGCUCAUCGACUGCAGAUUCCACACGUAUAGCUUCCUCCCGAGUAUGCGAGUGGCUCGAUGCCAUGCUGCGACCGGAGUGAUCGACGGGAAGAUAUACGUACUCGGAGGCUGUGAGAUGCGAAAAAUGAACUGGGUCGAAUCUUUCGACCUCAAAGAAAAGAUUUGGAACAGAUACGAGUGGUCACCGCAACCCAAAAAUGUGAGCAGUGGGUUUGCGACCUACGCGGUGAUGGAGAAGCGUAUUUACGUCUUGGGUGAAACAAGAUGCUACACCUACGAACCCAGAGGAGAAGAAGGUGCAUGGAAGUCAUUGUUACCUACACAGUUUCACAUGAAUUCUUUGUGGAAAAAGUGUUCUUGUGUGAUUGAUGGCAUGCUGUUUACCAUUAAUCCUAUGUGGAUGCAUGAACUUGCGCUCUGGAGUGAACAUCCAGUGCUCGUAUAUGAUCCAAGAAGUAACAACUGGAGACCCUUGUUUGGUUUACAAGGCUUUCCGGCUAAUAUGCUAUUGUGGGAGUCUACAAUGGUGAAGGAUUUUUAUGAAGCAGAGUGGCUAAGAAACUGUUAUCUGACACCUUAAGACUAAGCUGCGGAGAGUGGGCCAUUUUCUUUUAAUCUGUCUUUAUAUUAAAAUAAAAAAACAACAAAACUUGUUGAAAAU